UUGUAGCCAAAGAAGAAGUUCACUAGUUUACUAGCUGAAUGACAGAGGCGGCGUGAAGUUUGCGGAUUUUACAUUUUGGGAGCGGCUCACUUUACUUCAGCGCGGAGUCGCAGCGUUUCUGACUGCUCACUGCUGUCCUUCGCUUUGGAAAAAUGAGGGACCGGACCAAAGAAUUAGGAAACGCCGCCGAGGUUUCGGAUGACGAUGAGGAGGGCAAAGCGCUGAUGAGCAGAUCAGGAGCCUCUGGAGCCAAAGAAGAGAAGGAAAAUGAAACCUUCUUCAAAAAGGCCCAAGAAAUUCACGAGGGGCUGCAGAACCUCAAAAGGAUGGUGUCGGAGCUCGAGAACAAGCAGAAAACUGUGCUGGGCGAGGCGUUACCGAAGGAAAGUAUGAAGAAAGAGCUCCAAACUCUUCGAGAUGAGAUCAAAACGCUGGCGAGUCAGGUCCAAAGAAAGCUGAAGAGUAUCGAGCUUAAAAAGGGAGAGGAGGAUGGAAAAUAUAUACCCAUAAAUAUUCGGAUGCAGCGCACGCAGCAUGCUGUCUUGUCCAAGGAGUUCGUGGAGCUGAUGGGCCACUGUAACACCAUCCAGGCCCAGUACAGGGACCGUAACGUGGAGCGAAUACAGAGGCAGCUGAAAAUCACUGGCAGCAACGUGACAGAUGAAGAGCUGGAUGCGAUGCUCGAGAGUGGGCAAACGGAUGUUUUCACCCAAAAUAUCCUGAGUGAUACUAAAGCUACGAGGCAGGCUCUAAAUGAGAUCGAGUCCCGACGCGAUGAGAUCCUGAAGCUGGAGAGCAGUAUCAGGGAACUGCACGACAUGUUCCAGUACCUCGCCAUGGAAGUGGAGGCUCAGGGGGAGCUGGUGGACAGGAUCGAAAACAACAUCGUGCAGUCUUCAGAAUACGUCGAGAAAGCAAAGGGUGAACUAGAGACAGCGGUGACGUAUCAGCAGAAAUCACGCAAGAAAAAAGUAUGGAUUGCGAUCUGUUUGGCCAUCCUCAUCCUCAUCCUCGUCAUCGCUCUGGCCACCGCCUUCACCUAGUAACACCCAGCACGUCAUGGACAUCCUUACAUCCAUGUAUAUACAUGAGCCCACAGGAUGCAUAGCUGAACUGAGAUUUCAGUGUUUUGUUUUUGUCUAACCCUCCUGUCCACGUAACGGGCCUCUUCCACGUUUGUUUCGUGUAGCAGAGAUGAGUGCGCGCUCUUGCAAUCUCAUAAACGACCACAAUCUUGGGUACACUCGAGGGCAGCGCUGCAGGGUUUAUGUCAGUUUGUUCUGCGUAACCACCAGCAGGUCUCACUGUGGACUGUUACAUUGAUUGAUCUCCCCUCCUAACUUUAAAAAAGAAAAA
Messenger RNA from Archocentrus centrarchus (flier cichlid), 1356 nucleotides. It is a transcript of the gene stx4, whose product is annotated as syntaxin 4. Lineage: Eukaryota; Metazoa; Chordata; Actinopteri; Cichliformes; Cichlidae. Gene Ontology annotation, biological process: vesicle fusion; exocytosis; intracellular protein transport. Gene Ontology annotation, molecular function: SNAP receptor activity; SNARE binding. The record is from RefSeq and is a predicted model, not a curated record. Gene Ontology annotation, cellular component: SNARE complex; endomembrane system; plasma membrane. The transcript has 10 exons. Bases 153 to 1043 code for a protein of 296 amino acids.